GAGGGUUGAGGGUAGAGAAGAGAGAGUUGAGCGCCAGAGUCAGAAGCAGCCGAGCUAGAAAGGUUAGGCUACAAUCGACUCCUUUUCCGGAAGGAAAUUUGCACGCUUUAACACGCUGAUUCGUCCGACAGCGUUUCCGAAACUGUCCGGGUUAAAAAUAAGCAUGCACCAGAGAUUCAGUUUCACCGCAGUCAGUUAGGUAAGGAACGACUGGCUUCGUUCGCUCUGUCCUUUGGACUCAUCUCCGUCUCCACCAUUAAUCAAUCUUAUCAACAAAAGUAUUAUCAUCCACAUCGAUAGUGAGUUAUGUGCGGGUGUGCUGUUUGAACGAGUGCUUGUGCAUCUGUGUCUGGCAACAAGUCAUCUCAUCUCUAUCCCUCGUGAGACUUUCUGAAGAGACGACUAGGAUUCAGAUACCAACCUAAACACCAUGUUCGCGCUCUGGUACAUCUACCUUGGCUGGGAGGAGUACAGAAGAGUCCAAGGAUUACAAUGGAAUCUACCGAAUCUUCAGCGACUGGCUCCAAAACAAAGGCAAUCAAGUCCUCAGCCAACCAAUCAAACUAAUGGAAAACAAAGCACUCCCAAAGCCUCACCGCCAUCCACACCUACUGUCAAACAAACCAAACCAAAUCCUCCAAGUCCCAUAGUUGAUAAACCUUCUCCACCCAAGGUAACACCAUCCCCCUCCCCUCCUCGACCACCCGUCCCAACAAACACACCGACCACCCCAAGACCACCCCCACCCCCUGUCCAGCCACCAACAUCCCCUCAGCAACCGAUUCCUCAAAACCGAAACAUAUUCGAACCCGAUCCUCAGUUGUCUCCCGAAAGUCGCAUAUUCCAGUCGACCAAAAUCAAUGAUGAUCCACCCUCGAAAAUAUCCCCCAUCAUGUUGGACUCACCUCAACCUCCCAAGCCCCCAACCAACAACUUUCCUAAUCCGUCAAAAUUUGCAGCUGCCCCAGAUUUCCAACCCCUAACAAAAACCCCACCCAAACAAGAAGAGAAGUUUAACAAUUUUGGCAGACAGUCUUCAAAGCAAAAUACUCCCAAGAUGGUUGAUGCUGCAGUUCUUGAGAAGCUCGAAACUGGCUUCAAGAAACUGCAGGAGUCUGACAGCAAGUCGCUGCUGAAGAAGUACCUCACCCAGGAGGUAUUCGACAGCCUCAAGACCAAGAAGACCCCAACCUUUGGAAGCACCCUCCUCGAUGUCAUCCAAUCAGGUCUGGAGAACCACGACUCUGGCGUCGGCAUCUAUGCUCCGGAUGCUGAGGCGUACGGUGUGUUCGCCGACCUGUUCGACCCAAUCAUUGAGGACUACCAUGGUGGAUUCAAGAAGACUGACAAACACCCCCCAAGGGACUUCGGUGAUGUCGACAGCUUUGCCAACCUUGACCCUGCUGGCGAGUACAUCAUCUCGACGAGAGUGCGCUGUGGCCGAUCGAUGCAGGGCUACCCAUUCAACCCAUGCCUGACCGAAGCCCAGUACAAGGAGAUGGAGGAGAAGGUGUCCAGCACGCUGUCCGGCCUGAGCGGCGAGCUGAAGGGCGACUUCUACCCCCUCACCGGCAUGACCAAGGAGGUCCAGCAGAAGCUCAUCGAUGACCACUUCCUCUUCAAGGAGGGAGACAGAUUCUUGCAGGCUGCCAACGCGUGCCGAUUCUGGCCGACUGGGCGUGGUAUCUACCACAACGACAACAAGACCUUCCUUGUCUGGUGCAACGAGGAGGAUCACUUGAGAAUCAUCUCCAUGCAGAUGGGUGGUGAUUUGGGCCAGGUUUACAGAAGAUUGGUGUCUGCUGUGAAUGACAUCGAGAAGAGAAUUCCGUUUUCUCACGAUGACAGGUUGGGAUUCCUGACUUUCUGCCCCACCAACUUGGGAACCACCAUCCGUGCUUCGGUGCACAUCAAAGUCCCCAAGUUGGCUGCUAACAAGGCCAAGCUCGAAGAAGUUGCCGGAAAAUUCAACCUCCAGGUGCGCGGCACACGAGGCGAGCACACCGAGGCCGAGGGCGGUGUCUACGACAUUUCCAACAAGCGUCGCAUGGGUCUCACCGAGUACCAGGCUGUGAAAGAGAUGAACGACGGCAUCGCUGAGCUCAUCAAGAUUGAGCGCGAGCUCUAAACUGUUAAUAACUCACUAUUAUAUUAUAUACUAUCAGCCAUUGAUCGAAUCCUUUAAAUUAUCAUUUUUAUAUUACCAACAAGAGUUGUUUCACCACAAAAAACAAAUUUGUUUUAUUAAUGUACAAAAAUCUAUUUGAAUAUUUUUCUAUAUUGUUUACUGUUACUUUCAAGGUGUUAUAUUGUUAGAGUUGUUCCAAGUUGAAAUAAAAAUAUGUGUCUGAGUGUACCGGCAAUUUUUCAAAGAUUGUUGAUCAUGUUUUGGUAAUUCAGUUUUCUUUACCAUCAAUAAUUAUUCUUGUUUAUCCCCUUUUAUUUUUGAGCCUAAAUACACAGGCACCGGUAAUUCAUAUGGUUGAAUUCGUUUCAACGAUUUGUAAUAAUCGUUUAGUGUAUAUUACUCAAAUUUUAGAACACACUAUUAGAUUCUAAGUGCUUAGAUCAAUUUAGUUGGGUAUCGAUUGCCAAAGAUUUGCAAUUUGUUCUAUGUUAGAAUGUUAUAAACAAAAACUUAUAACUCGAAUAUUCUGUUGGAAAAUUUCAAACAAUGUUGGUUGCUUAUUGUGUAGAAAUAAGUCACUUAACAAUUGUCUAACCUAGUCCUUAAUCAGUAGUCAUAUUUUGUUUACUGGAUAAAAUAUGUGAGUUUAAAGUUGUACACGAUGGUAAAUUAAACUGUUAAACAAUAAAAUUGCAAUUACAACAUGUUGAA
Messenger RNA from Nilaparvata lugens (brown planthopper), 2839 nucleotides. It is a transcript of the gene Argk1, whose product is annotated as arginine kinase. Gene Ontology annotation, molecular function: creatine kinase activity. The transcript has 8 exons. The record is from RefSeq and is a predicted model, not a curated record. The coding region runs from base 431 to 2128 and encodes 565 amino acids. Gene Ontology annotation, biological process: phosphocreatine biosynthetic process. NCBI's taxonomy places the organism in Eukaryota, Metazoa, Arthropoda, Insecta, Hemiptera, Delphacidae.